AAACAUUGGUCUUAUACUAAAAUUCAAUUAUCAAUGUCUUUGGAUAUUGAUAAACAUACAAAAUUUCAUUUACGACAUUUAAAAAUGCUUCCGCAUGACUAUUUAUUUUCAGAUACAAGCCGAAUGAGUAUAUGUUUUUUUUGUAUCUGUUCGCUUGAUCUUCUUGGUUCAUUAGAAACGUCUACAACAUCUUUACAAAGGAAAAACUGGAUAGAUUGGAUAUAUUCAUGUCAAGUAUCAAAUGGAUUUCGUGAUUGGCCUACAACAGAAUCUUUUCAACCUUCAUGUCAUGAUUUAGUGCAUAUAGUUUCUACAUAUUUUGCAAUAUGUAUUCUCCUAAUUCUUAAAGAUGAUAUGAAAAGGUUAAAUAAGAAAAAUAUCAUACAAUUAAUUGUACAUUUACAGAAUAAAGAUGGAAGUUUUCGUCCAUGUUUAGGAAGUGACAAAAAUAUACAACGUUUAGAAAAAACAGAUAUAAGAUUUACUUAUUGUUCAAUUGCUACUCUUUAUAUCCUUGGAUGCAAAAAUAUAGAUAAAUUUAUACAUAUAGAAUCUCUUCUGAAAUAUAUAGAAUCUUGUAAAUCAUAUGACCAUGGAUUUUCAGAGAAUCCAAAAAAAGAGUCGCAUGCAGGGUAUACCUAUUGUGCAAUUGCUUCACUUAGUUUACUCAAAAAUAUGUCACCUUUUAUAAAUAAAAAACUAUCAUCUUUAUGUUUAGAAAAAACUAUAAAUUGGCUGCUGAAAAAACAAUUAUCAAAUAUUGAUGAUUAUGGAGGGUUUUCAGGUAGAACAAAUAAAUCUUCUGAUACUUGUUAUUCUUUUUGGGUUGGAGCGGCAUUAAAAUGUCUUCAAGGCGAUACGGAUUUAAUCUCUGAAGAAUCCUGUAAAGGAUUCCUUUUAAAUAGGACUCAUAGUAUAGGAGGGUUUAUAAAAUCUGAAGGCGAACAUCCAGAUGUAAUGCAUUCCUAUUUUGGUCUUGCUGCACUUUCUAUUUUUGGUGAGAAAAAUGUUCAAGAGAUUGAACCGGCUCUUGGUAUUUCAAAAAGUUCAUUACAAGGUCUAAAAAUAUUAAAUGAAAAUCUUUUUUUUUGA
Pneumocystis murina B123 is the source of this 1092-nucleotide messenger RNA. RefSeq lists its product as hypothetical. Gene Ontology annotation, biological process: protein geranylgeranylation. Gene Ontology annotation, molecular function: CAAX-protein geranylgeranyltransferase activity. The record is from RefSeq and is a predicted model, not a curated record. Gene Ontology annotation, cellular component: CAAX-protein geranylgeranyltransferase complex. The transcript has 5 exons. The coding region runs from base 34 to 1092 and encodes 352 amino acids. Lineage: Eukaryota; Fungi; Ascomycota; Pneumocystomycetes; Pneumocystales; Pneumocystaceae.